This is a messenger RNA of Daucus carota subsp. sativus, 2439 nucleotides long. Its product is annotated as coiled-coil domain-containing protein SCD2. Gene Ontology annotation, biological process: cytokinesis by cell plate formation. Bases 111 to 2273 code for a protein of 720 amino acids. The record is from RefSeq and is a predicted model, not a curated record. Lineage: Eukaryota; Viridiplantae; Streptophyta; Magnoliopsida; Apiales; Apiaceae. The transcript has 16 exons.
UGUCUUGUUUUGGAAACUCAGGCAUUACACUCAAGUCCAAUAAACACAGAACGAGGUAUCGCAAUCGCAUGCAAACAAUUGACGUGAGAUCCCCAUAAUUUCAUCCCAAAAUGGCGUCCCCAAUGCAUCGCCAUGCACGUUCCAGCUCCCUGGUCAGGAAGCCCAACACGAAGGAAGCGGCGCAGCGCCUGGCUAUGUUCAUGUCUAAUAAGUCUGGUGGUGGUGGGAGUGGUGAUGAAAGCAGCGAAGACGAUGAUCUUGAUCUCUUGGAUUAUGACCCAUCCAAUGCUUCUAGCUUCCGCCUUGGUGCCGGAGGCAGGGCAGCUCGCCCUAGCUCGCCUAUGGCCGUUCGCCCUAGCUCACCUCUCUCAGUUCGUGCAUCCUCAACAGAACAUGCUCCUCUGCGAUCAUUGGCUCACCGGAUAUCUAAACCUGUCAAUUUUGAAGAACAACAAUCUUCAUCCUCAGAAAGCAGUCGAGCAUCUAAACCUGUCAGUACUAAAGUUGAUCAACGGCCUGCAUCUGCUCGUUCAUUAAGGGGGCAUUUACCUCAAUCGGCUAACUUGGUCGAACAACAAAAUUCAGCAGGCAACAUGGAAACAGAGUCUGUUGACUACAGUGAAGAAGAAGCUUCUCCCCUGGGAAGCAGCCAAGUGCCUCAGGAUUUUAAGAAACAAAAUUCAUCUGCUCGUUUACAUUCACCUUCAAGAUCAUCUCGCGCUCAUUCCAUAGAUCAACCUCAAUCAACUCGUUCUUCAAUCUCUUCUCGGACAAGUCAAGCACCUACUACUGGGGAACAAAAUCAUCCACUCUCUGCUCGUUCUGGAUCAGGUGGUCGCGCAUUUCCUUUUUCAGCGUCUUUGGAGCAACUCUCAUCUGAUCAUUCUGCCCUAUCUACCCGUCCCAGUUCAGGAGUUAAGAAUGCUCAUAUUAUACCUUCAAGUGUAUCGGUAUCACUAGGGCCAACCCAUUCUGGGAUAACCGGUGAACACCGGUCUAUAUCAAGAAAAGCUAAUAGAUUUUCUAUCGAUAUGGGUAGCAUGAACUUUAAAGAACCUGGUAACGACCAACGCGCAGCUUCUGAUCUACAACAAGAGCUAGACAACCUACAAGAAGAAAAUGAAAGUUUACUUCAAAAGCUUCGUUCUGCAGAAGAGAAAAUUGAUGAAUCGGAAAAAAGGGCCAGACAACUUGAGAAACAGGUUGCGGGUCUAGGAGAUGGUGUAUCUAUGGAAGCACGCCUUUUGAGCAGGAAAGAAGCAGCUCUGCAACAAAGGGAGGAAGCUCUUAAAGCUGUACAACAAACUUUUGGUCCAGAAGGUAAUGGUAAUGAAGUUGAAUUGCUUCGAAUGGAAGCUGAGAGUGCUAGGGAGGCAGCAACAUCGGCAUUUCAACAACUGAAAGAUGUUGCCUCUGAACUUAGUUCACUUAAAACAAUGACACAAAGAAGUAUGCUAACUCAAGAAGAGAUGGAAGAGGUUGUUCUGAAGAGGUGCUGGCUAGCUCACUAUUGGGGUUUAUGCAUUAAACUUGGUGUUCGUUCAGAGAUAGCUGCAGCGAGACAUGAAUACUGGUCAUCACUUGCCCCUCUUCCGGAUGAAGUUGUAUUAGCUGCUGGACAGAUGGCAAAAGAUGAAGAUUCACUAGGUUUAUUGCAGUGGCAAUCAUCUAAAUCAAUCUGCACUCUUUUGUUAGCAAAAGCAGGUGCUCAUUUGUCUUCAUCUCACUUGUUAUAUAAACACUCUGCAGAGAACAAUGAUUUAAAGGAAAGGUCAGAAAUUUCACAAGACGUGAAUGAAUUUUUGGGCGAUGCAAAUAUCGAGAACAUGCUGUUAGUGGAGAAAGGUCUUCGGGAACUGACUUCCCUUCAGAUAGAGAAUUCUCUAGCACUUGCAAUGGCUCAUCAAAGACCUCGAGAUUCACUAAAAUCAUGUUUAACAGAUGAAGUUGAGCUACCGGAAGAAGGCAAGAAGGAAACAAUAGACCUGGGCGAGGAAGAGCUGGAUGAUGUGCUUUUUAAGCAGGCUUGGCUUGCUUAUUUCUGGAGAAGAGCGAAAAAUCAUGGGUUAGAACCGGACAUUGCAGAUGAGCGCCUGAUAUAUUGGAUCAACCAAGACACAGAAGUACCUGCAACCUCCCAAGAUGCAGUCGAUGCUGAACGCGGUCUUAUGGAGCUAUGGAAGCUGGGGAUUGAAACUCAACUAUGGGAAGAGUCUCGGAAAAUCAUCGACCACGAUCCUAAAGUGAAACUGCAGAUGGACUCGAGUUUCUGAGAAUCAAUAGAUGUUUUCUUCUAUAUUUCCACAACUGCAAUGCAUUCUUCCUGUGUAGAGUCUGUAGAGUGCCUAAAUGAAGAAAUACUCCGAAACAACCAGCCAUCUACUGCCUUUCAUUUAUUUUCUUAUAAAAGUUACAUACAAAAAGUACAUAUUUGCAUGA